This is a messenger RNA of Cylindrotheca closterium, 813 nucleotides long. The record is from the annotation of a GenBank genome assembly. NCBI's taxonomy places the organism in Eukaryota, Bacillariophyta, Bacillariophyceae, Bacillariales, Bacillariaceae.
AUGGCUGACAAUCCUCCUCAGGGAGGCAACGACCCAGACCCAGAAGUUGUGGAAGAAAACCAACAACAACCUGCGCUAGCAGGCAAUGCUGAUGAAGCCGCGCAAGCCAAUCAACAAGGCGGACAACAGGCCAACCCUCCGGUUCCCGAUCUCCUAAACAAAUUGAUCGCACCAGCAGCCAUCGCGGCAAACCCAUUCAAUCAACAAGGUCAGCAACAAGGUCAGCAACAAGGUCAGCAACAAGGUCAGCAACAAGGUCAGAAUGUCGCCGGUCAACCGCAAGGUCUACUAGGGCAGCUAUUGGCUCAUCCACAAGGAAUGAAUCUACUAGGUCAGCUCAUCACAAGUGCGACCAAUCCGAAUGCGACCAAUCCGACUACCCAUACUCCUCAGUAUGGAACUUUUCCAUUGACUUCAGGAACUACUCCUAUCGACAUUGGAACUUCCUACGGCAUCAAACAGUACUCAAAGGCAGUAGAUUUGCUCUACUCUAGUGGUGAAGACAAGUUCGAUUUGCAACCAGCAAGACUACUAAAUUUUAUCGAGAGAAUCCAAACUAGAGCCCUUGAGGCGGGAUGGACCAUCAUCUUCCAGCUUCAAAACUCUGCAAGAAAUAACGCUACUGAUGACUUCCUGCAACUUCAUGGACAGAUCUCUAUUGAAGAUGUUCAAUGCCAUGAGCAAGCCUACCUUGUUCAAGCUGACAGUCGCAGCAAGCUCUCCACUUGCAGUUCUGCAUCUACAAGUCGCUCAUGGAAUCUGCCCAAGCUAAAGUCUUACUGGACAAAAAUCUCUUCACCAUCAAUGGAAUGA